This is a messenger RNA of Coregonus clupeaformis (lake whitefish), 5519 nucleotides long. RefSeq names its product mitotic deacetylase-associated SANT domain protein. Gene Ontology annotation, cellular component: transcription regulator complex; histone deacetylase complex. Bases 1 to 3351 code for a protein of 1116 amino acids. NCBI's taxonomy places the organism in Eukaryota, Metazoa, Chordata, Actinopteri, Salmoniformes, Salmonidae. Gene Ontology annotation, molecular function: transcription corepressor activity. The record is from RefSeq and is a predicted model, not a curated record. Gene Ontology annotation, biological process: negative regulation of DNA-templated transcription; regulation of transcription by RNA polymerase II. The transcript is spliced from 13 exons.
AUGAGUUUACCAUCCCAGCAGAAACCCAACAGUAAGAGAACAGGCAAGCGCAUCUCUUUUUUCAACGACCAAGGAGUGGCGAUGAAGGAGACGUCCUCUCAGCAGCAUCCAGAAGGUUCUUACUACGGCCUUGGUGCCCCAGCCCCAGAUCCUGGUCCUGGCCAGAGUAAGGCUGCAGGCACCGUCACCUCCACAACCUCCAACCCAGAGGCUCCACAUACUGGUAUGUACCUCAACUCAGUGAUCUUCAGUCCAGAGAAAGGAGACCAGAGUCGGGGACAUUACCAACAGACUGUACCCAUGAAGUGGGCUCACCAGGACCCAGCAGCUCAACCACAGCCUCAACAGAGAACUGGAACUGAGAACUGGACACAGGGUGUAACUAUGGCUAACUGGGGGCAGAACUUUGCUCCGUACCUAGGGGGCGUCAACGUCAGUGACUCACGGUCCCAGACCAAGACUGCCUUUGCCAAGCAGCAGAUCCGUGAGGGGCCUCCACCCCUGCAGCCCCAGCAGCCCCAGCCCCAGAUCCAGCCCCCUAGUAGGGCUGUGGAGAAGCAACCACCCCAGCAGAAGCAGGUGGUUAACCUUAACCCUCUCCCUGGUGGAGGAGAGGCCUACAGAGACGUUAGGGAUGUGGCCAAGCCUCACAGUCUAGAGUGGGAGCAGCAGCAUCAGGCUUCCCAACAGCAACAGCAACAGCAGUCCCAGAACCAGGUGUUUCCACAGACCCUUAAGCCUGGGGCUCUAAAUGCCCAGCAACACAGCACAUCCAACCCUGGGGGCAGCUCCGUGCUUCAGCCCUUCCAGCUAGCCUUCGGCCAGCCCAAGCAACACCUAACGGCUGGCUACUACCAGGUGUUUCAGGGGGGCAACAGGACUUUACCCAAUCUGAACUACAACCAACAGCAACAGCAAAUACAGCAACAAUUACAGCAACAACAACAAAUACAACAACAGCAAUUGCAGCAACAACAACAACCCCAACAUAUUCUAGAAUACUACCCCAGCAGCCAGAACCCACCUACCCACCCACACCCUCACUCCCAGCCGCCCGUGUUGGUGCACUCCCAAGAGCCCUCUGUUCAGGCAUCAACCCCCCCAGACCUCCAGGAGACGUCCUCAGACCCUCUAAACAUUCCCCCCCACACAGAAUCCCAGCUCCCCCCUACAGAGACCCAGCUCCAGCCUCCCCAUCUCCAGCUGCAGCUUCGAAGAUCCAGGAGACUCUCCAAGGAAGGUGGACCACCACCAGUUGACAACCCCUUCCUCAUCCCAUCUGAUGGGGCCCAGAAUGGGCCCUCUGAGGGGCCAGGUGGAGCCCCCAAGGCGGAUGAUGUCCACAUUGCCCAGGUGGCCCCUACAGGGGUCAUCCAGAGCACACGCAGAAAACGGAGGGUCUCCCAGGAGGUUAACCUGGAGACACUGGCCCAGAAAGCCUCAGAGAUGGAGUCCCUACCGCCACACAUCGUCAAGGCGCAGCACCACAGGCCCUGGAGCCCCCAAAGACCAGCGCCAGGGCGAGGGACCAUGGACAGGGAUUCAGGGGGCCACAGUGUCAAGCGGCCCCGUGAUGAGAGCAUGAUGCCGCUGGUCAUCCCUGUGUCAGUCCCCGUACGGAGGUCAGACCCCCCCUCGUCCUCGUCCUCCCCAGACGGGGAGCAAUCUACCCUGGGCGCAGGCUUGCCACAGAGACCCUUCACCCUCCAGGACGUGACCAGCAUGGACGGCAAACCCUCCGUCAUUGUCACCCGCAGGCGAUCGCUCAGGAACUCUCUGUCAGAGAGCUCAGGACAGAACGGCGGAACCGAGGGAGGGAACGACAACGACGGCAAAAAGCCCAAACGGCGUCCCCGGCCCGAACCCCUCUUCAUCCCGCCUCCCAAGCCUGGCACCUUCAUUGCCCCCCCGGUCUACUCCAGCAUCACACCCUACCAGAGCCACCUCCGCUCCCCUGUCCGGCUGAUAGACAACCCCCUGACCAUGCCGCCCUACACCCCCCCGCCCAUCCUCAGCCCGGUGAGAGGGGGAUCAGGUCUCUACUUCUCUACCUUCCUCUCCUCUGCUGCCUCCAGCCAGGGUCUUCCUCCACCAAGAGUCUGCCUCCAGCCAGGGUCUUCCUCCAACCAGGGUCUGCCUCCACCCAUCACGCCCAAAUCAGCCACACGCAGCCUGCUGAGAUCCAACAGCGUUGACAUAACCCCACCAGUGCUCUCAGUGAUCGGUGAGGCCACUCCAGUCAGCAUAGAACCGCGUAUAAACAUCGGUGUGAGGUACCAGGCAGAGGUACCAGAGCUGAGGCAGCGUUCAGCGGCCCAACAAGACCAUCCCAAGGCUGAGCUGGUCUGGGCUCCUCUUCACAACCUAGAGGCUAAACCUGGAGAUCGGGAGAGAGUGGAUGACCUCAUGAACCUGGCGUGCUCAAGCGCUCUGCACGGUGGAGGGACCAAUCAGGAGCUAGCGCUGCACUGCCUGUACGAGUGCAAUGGUGACAUCAUGGAAGCGUUGGCCCGCCUGCUGUUGAAAAACCCCAUCUUCCCAAAGAACCACCGUCUAGGAUACUACCACUACUCCGGGUCAGACAGCUGGACCUCAGUAGAGAGAAGUUGCUUUAACAAAGGGAUCGCUGCCUAUAAGAAAGACUUCUUCAUGGUCCAGAAACUGGUAAGCACUAAGACGGUGGCUCAGUGUGUGGAGUUCUACUACAGCUAUAAGAAGCAGGUGAAGACAGGUCGGAACGGAGCUCUGAUCUAUGGAGACACGGACCCACCUGAGAGCAGGAACAUUGAGGAGGAGCUGGACCACAAGAGCUUUCAGAGAUUAGGAUCUCGGAAGGAAGAGGAAGACAACAGAAAGUGGGAGGGGUCAGCUGACAGGAAGCAGCGGGGCUCCAGUCCAAGCAGGAUGACACAGACGUUACAGGCCACAGAGAACGCUGGAGCGGUCCUGGUGCUGAAAACCCAGGAGGAUGUGAGGGGAGACCAGACGUCUUCCCGGGUCAGUCACCCCCUUCAGCCCCCUCUGAAACCACGGCCGGCCCCCAAGACCAUAUCAGGGACCAAGGGCCCCGCCGGACCAGAGGGAGAGUUCCCCUGCAAGAAGUGUGGCAGGAUCUUCUACAAGGUGAAGAGCCGCAGUGCCCACAUGAAGAGCCACGCAGAGCAGGAGAAGAAGGCUGCAGCGCUGAGGCAGAAGGAGGCGGAGGAGAGGGCUGCAGCCCAGGCGGUAGAGGCUGCAACGUUACUGGCCGCGCUGCAGAAUGGGGAACUGGAGGGGAACACAGCCGGAGGAGACAGCACAAACGAUGACUCAUCUGAGGAAGAUGAAGAGGAAGAUGAGGACUGGCACUAAGACCAUAGAGAUAGAAAGAGAGCCCACCGCCCUGUCUUUGCCAUUAUGGCAAGUGCACCCUCGAUGUAUCUAUAUGGCUAAGACAGACAGACAGCGCUCUCUACUGGCAGGGUGAGGGGUAACAAAACAGAACAGAGCAGAACUCUGAGGCCUCAGAACCCUAGCGCACUCUAGUGUUCAGCUACGGCUCAAGGGACAUUUUACACCCUCUUGUUACGCCUGCUUUAGCAGCAUUUCUCUCUGGAAACAAACUGCUUUUUUAUUGUUUCAUGGAACAGGAUCUCCUAUCUUGACACUUUCAGGGACAAGUUCUUUCCCGUAUUUUCUCCCUCUUCCCUUUAACCUGCUUGUGAAGUGUUCAGGGGUUACCUUGCUCUCAGGCACACAUUAGUGUAUGAAAGGAAGCCAUGCCAUCUCUCUCUAAUGCCAAUACUUUUCUUUCUCCUGUCUGCCAUCCACCCCUGGCUUUUUCCUCUUCCUGUCAGCACUUUCAGCCAAUCACAACACAGCACACAGACUCAUCAGGUGGGAACUAUAUAGCCACGCCCCCAGCCCAGUCUUUAAAAACUAGAAUAGUUUGUGAUGCCUGGUAAUGCAAGACUACAUGCAACCCAGCUUGGCCACCUCUUUCUCUACUCUCUGCUCCCCACUUUGAUAUGUUAUUAUGAAUAGAAGGACAUCAAAUGAGUGAUUGGGACAAUGCAAUAUUGAAGUUGAAAGGACUUCCAGGUCAUGAAAAGCCCAGAUAGACUGAUGUGGUGGUAACACCGAAGAUGGUGGAUAAAUGAAGAUGUCCCACUCAGGCCGUUUACCAUUGAAAAAACAUUUCAGUUCCGGUCUGCUUAAUGGGGUGGCUCUCACAUAGGCACCAAUGCAUUAGUAGCUGGGUCUGAUCCGCGUAGGGAGUGGGAUGUCUCACUUCCUCUUCCGUCUCUGGUAACACUGCCUGUGCGGAGGCAUAUCUACAUGUGGAGGAAGGAACAGUUUAGAGAACAGAACACACAUCGUUGUGUGACUUUCAUCCUUUUUCCUGUUUGGGACUUUUUCACUCACUCAAGGCUGCCAAAAGCUUGCACAGAUGCGUCGGUCCUCAGUUCACCAAACUGGUUUCUUCUUAGUUUCAAGUGCUGUUCUUUUGGGUUUUCGUUUUGUGAAUCCUGGUCCUCCUCACUGUCGAUGCCUUUGAUGUUUUUAACGCUUUUUAUCUUUGGAUGAACGACAAUCAAUUUUACAAAGUUUCUUUUUAUAUUCAACAAAUUACUGUUGCUUUUUUGCUUAUUAUAUCAAAUUGUUAAUGUUGUUUUUGUUAAUAAUUGUAUUGUUAUUAAUAAUGUCACUGUUCUGUUGUCUCUUGUAUUAUUCUGAUUUUGAUUGUUUUUGCGGCAGGUUGCUUUGGAGAUCUCUUUCUCAUUUGACUGUAGUGUAGGGUUAUUUAAGACAUUGCUUUCGCUGUCUGUUUUGAACUGUGAGGUUUUAGAAUUAGAUCUAAAGACAGAGAAGUCGGAGAAGAGAAGAGGUGAGACAGAAUUGUAAACGUGCAGUAGAUAGAACAACCACGUGAUCCCUGAUGCCAACACCCCCUCCCCCUUCUUCCUUGUAUCCAGAUGUCACCCCAAUUUAAAACGGUUAAGGUUAGGGUAAGGGUAGGGGUUAAGGUCAGGGUUAGGGUAGGGUUUAAGGUCAGGGUUUAGGGUAGGGACGUCCCAAGGAUCCCGGGAUAGCACUAACCAUAUCAUUACGGCAGGAGGAAAGAGGGGGGAAAACAUGAUGAUGAUGAUGAUGACUGUUGAAUGAUGACUUGAAUGGGUAUGUCCACUCUAUUUAUUCUAUUUCUGUGGGGACAUCUAUAGUCUGGACUCUUAGAAAAGUAUGUCUCUAUCUAUCUAACUAUCUAUCUUAUUCUCGACAUAUCUCUUUCUGCCAAGAACCAUAUCUCUAUAUUUAUUCCCUCUGCCAAGCGCCAGAACACGCUCUAUCUGUCGCCAUGGCAACAAACAAGCAGGCUGAAGAUUCUUCUCCUUAAGCAGUCAGCCACAGUGGGGAGCAGAGAGGAACGGUUCCAAUUACCUUACCCAGUUAAACCUACCUGGGCACUAUGCACUGUGUGUGUGUCAGAGGAGGCUGGUGGGGGGGGGGAGCUAUAGGAGGACGGGGUCAUUGUAAUGGAA